UCACGUUUUAUGCUUAGUCACUAAUUCAGACAGCCCUAGUUUUUCGCUAAACUUCUAGGGUUUGCUGCUGAAUUUAGAGGAACGAAAAAAUCAUUCUCGACGCCGACAACAUUAACGCCAACCGAACGAAGUCUUCCCUCUCAAAUCCCACGAGAGACUUUCGCCAAAAUGCCUACCGAAGCCGGACACAGACGUGAGUUUCCUGAGUUUUCUUAAAUUUUGAGAUGGCAUUGGCUGGUGUAUAUGGGGUUUGGAAGAGCAUGGAGCGAGGGAGCAGUUUGGGAGGCAACGAAGUUGCUGUAUUCUUAGGAGAUAGGGAGGCUUGCUAUGUUUGAGUCAUUGCGACAAUUUUGCUGGAAUCAAUUGCUAACAUUUGUGUGUUUUAGUCUAUGUUAAGUAAGUUCACAAUUUAUUCCGAUCAACGAACAUGCUCUGUACUCGAAUGGCUGGAACGGCAAUAUGGGGUUGAGAAGUGCGAGAGGAGGGAGGAGAAUAGGACGGGAUAUCUCGAGAAUGCAAAGAUGGAUAUGAUGGAUAUUACCGAGAUGGAUUAUUUUCAUGGAUUUAUUGGACACACACUAAUAUGGAUAACUUCAGGGGACGCCAUUUGAGCUACCAACGCGGCAAGCGCAACACCACCCCAGGCACCAGCUUGAUCCAAAUCGAGGGUGUCAACAACACCGAGGCUGCCAAGUAGGUUUUAUCACGAUAUUGGAAUAUCUCUCGAUUCUAAUGAAUAUACAGCUUCUACUGCGGAAAGAAGGUUGCUUUCGUCUACCGUGCAUCAAAGGAGGUUAGAGGAUCAAAGAUUAGAGUUAUCUGGGGCAAGAUCGCUAGACCACACGGUAUGAGAGAUAUACUUCACCUUUCACUGGGAUCUAAAUACUGAUAUACACCAAAGGAAACUCCGGUGUUGUACGUGCACGAUUCAGACAAAACCUCCCACCUAAGUCAUUCGGCGCAUCCGUUCGCAUCAUGUUGUACCCAUCAUCGGUAUAAAUGGUUGGUUUGGAGUUGUUAGCAUGGACUGGGUGGAUGGUUGAUGAUAUGCCAUAUCUGGGCACUCAAGAGGGCGGCAAAUAAUGAG
This is a messenger RNA of Sclerotinia trifoliorum, 1087 nucleotides long. Lineage: Eukaryota; Fungi; Ascomycota; Leotiomycetes; Helotiales; Sclerotiniaceae. The record is from the annotation of a GenBank genome assembly.